Molecule: messenger RNA, 1076 nt
Organism: Cryptomeria japonica (Japanese cedar)
Lineage: Eukaryota; Viridiplantae; Streptophyta; Pinopsida; Cupressales; Cupressaceae
Product: osmotin-like protein
Exons: 2
Coding region: 164-928 (254 amino acids)
Biological process (GO): defense response
Cellular component (GO): extracellular region
Source: RefSeq, a predicted model, not a curated record
GCAGCUUUACAUAACCAGCAAACACUUCCUAAUACCCUAAAAAACCACGUGUUUCUUCAAGCAACCCUAAAAAAACCCUUAUAAAUUGCAGUCUCUCUGCUUACAAUCCAUGUUGUGUAUAUUGUCUCAACUUGUUUCAGCUUGUGUCUAGGGAGGUAUAAACAUGGGUUUUAUGUUUAAGUUGAGCUUGGCGCUGCUACUCUUUCUCUGCUCAGGUAGAGAAAUGAUGGUGAGGUGUGGUUCACCUUUGAAGCUGACCAUUGUGAACGAUUGCCCUUUCACUAUAUGGCCGGGACUGCAGCCAAGUGCAGGCUAUCCAGUCCUGGCCGGAGGUGGGUUUGCUCUGAACACACACAAUCAUGUGAGCAUUGAUGUUCCCAACCAGUGGCAUGGCAGAGUGUGGGCCAGAACAGGGUGCAGUUUCCAUGGCAGUGGAGGCAACUGCCUCACAGGAGACUGUGGUGGAAGACUAGAGUGCAAUGGCUUAGGGGGAGCAACCCCUGCAACUCUUGCCCAUCUCUCACUGCACCACCCACACACUGAUAUUUCCUCCUAUACUCUCAGUUUGGUAGAUGGCAUGAAUUUGCCCAUGACCAUUACACCACAUGGAGGCCAUGCAGGCCCUGGUCAGUGUACUGUGGCGGGCUGCAGGAUUCACAGCCUUGCUAACUUUGUUUGCCCUGAAAAGCUUCAGGUAAGGCAUGGAAGAGAUGUGGUAGCGUGUAAGAGUGCAUGUGAGGCAUUCAGAACAGACCAGUACUGCUGCACUAAUCAGUACAAUAGCCCCAAUACAUGUAAGCCUAGUCAGUUCUCACUGAUGUUCAAGGGUGCUUGUCCUGAUGCAUACACUUAUGCCCAUGAUGACCCUUCUCUCGUUCACCACUGUCCAUCACCCAAUGAGAUCAAACUCAUCUUCUGUCACGCAUAAGGUUCUCCACCCACUGCUGUAAAGCUGUUGAUUAUCAGAUAGGUUUAGUGUAAAAGUUUCAUUUGAAAUGAACUCUCUUGUUAUGCACAUGGUUAGAUCACUCGUUAAUCUUCUAGAAUGGACGUUGAGGUCUCACUUUAUUUCUUUA